Molecule: messenger RNA, 2944 nt
Organism: Cynoglossus semilaevis (tongue sole)
Lineage: Eukaryota; Metazoa; Chordata; Actinopteri; Pleuronectiformes; Cynoglossidae
Gene: ptdss1a
Product: phosphatidylserine synthase 1a
Exons: 13
Coding region: 220-1626 (468 amino acids)
Biological process (GO): phosphatidylserine biosynthetic process
Molecular function (GO): L-serine-phosphatidylethanolamine phosphatidyltransferase activity
Source: RefSeq, a predicted model, not a curated record
AGACCUAGCGGCUGUGGGACACUCCCAAAAAAGCACACACACACACACCAAUCAAAACCAUCCGCUAGAAUCACACAAUGGUCUGAACUGCUGCUCAGCUCAGCUGGAUGUGUGGGGUUUUUUACAGUGUUUUACAGCAACUGCUGCCUGACUGGUUGUCUGUAGCAGUGUUUGCUGCCGACUGUAGACAGUCAGUCAGUCACUGCUGCUUCUCCUACUAUGGCGUCCGUGUUUAGCGGAUCGCACACGCUGAGCAAGGAUGACGUGAACUACAGGAUGCAUUUCCGAAUGAUCAACGAGCAGCAAGUGGAAGAUAUCACCAUCGAGUUCUUUUACAGGCCACACACCAUCACGCUGCUGACAUGCACGGUGCUCAGCCUCAUGUACUUCGCCUUCACUCGAGACGAUGGAAACCCUGACAGUAACGUUUGGGUGGGACUCAUCCUGGUCAUCUCUUUCUUCCUCAUCAUCAGUGUGUUGGCAUUUCCUAACGGCCCCUUCACCAGACCACAUCCAGCAAUAUGGCGGAUAGUUUUUGGUCUGAGUGUUCUCUACUUCCUGUUCCUGGUUUUCAUCAUCUUCCUCAACUGGCAGCAAGUGAAGCACCUCAUGUUUUGGUUGGACUCAAACCUGCGUCAUGCCAAAAGAGAAGCAGACGUCAUGGAGUACGCUGUGAACUGUCAUGUCCUCACCUGGGAGAGAAUCCUGAGCCAUUUUGACAUCUUUGCAUUCAGUCAUUUUUGGGGCUGGGGUAUGAAGGCCCUGCUCAUCAGAAGUUAUGGACUGUGCUGGACCAUCAGUAUUACCUGGGAGCUCACUGAGCUCUUCUUCAUGCAUCUCUUGCCUAACUUUGCCGAGUGCUGGUGGGACCAAGUGAUUCUGGAUAUUCUGCUGUGUAACGGAGGAGGCAUCUGGCUUGGCAUGACCGUGUGUCGCUUUUUGGAGAUGAGGACCUAUCACUGGGCCAGUAUCAAGGACAUCCACACCACCACAGGGAAGAUCAAACGAGCCGUCCUACAGUUCACCCCUGCGAGCUGGACCUACGUACGUUGGCUUGACCCAAAAUCCUCCCUGCAGCGAGUGGCGGGCGUCUAUCUGUUCAUGAUCAUCUGGCAGCUGACGGAGCUGAACACGUUUUUCCUCAAGCACAUCUUCGUCUUUCCUGCCAGUCACGCUCUGAGCUGGUGUAGAAUCCUCUUCAUCGGUAUCAUCACAGCACCAACUGUGAGGCAGUAUUACGCCUACCUCACAGACACACAGUGUAAGAGAGUUGGGACCCAGUGUUGGGUGUUUGGGGCAAUCGCCUUUCUGGAGGCCCUGGCGUGUAUUAAGUUUGGACAGGACUUGUUCUCAAAGACGCAGAUUCUCUAUGUGAUCCUUUGGCUUCUGUGCCUGGCCUUCAUUACAUUCCUGUGUCUGUACGUUAUGGUGUGGUAUGCAGAAAACUAUGGUCCAAGAGAAAAGUUCCUCUCAGAAUGCGAGGAUAGUAAUUACACAGAACCUGCCGACCAAGUGUCACCAGCAUAUAAAGGAGACAGUGACACAUACGAAGACAGUCCUACAACCAGACACAGACGUAAAGGCUCAGAAAAGACCAAGACCAUCAACGGCAUGGACAGCCAGUAGGAAACUGGCCAGAGAUUGGUGGGUGACCUCUGAACUCCCCCCAAGGGAUCCAGUGUGAAGGAUCACAGGUUUAGUAGGGGGUUUAAGUUGCAGCCACUUCUUGGUAUAAAUGAAGUCCAGAAAGCCCCUGUCUGUAGUCGAGGGGGAGGAGACGGGUGGGACAUUAGUGAAUUAACAGGUCCGUGCUGCAUUAUUAGGAGUUCACUGAGGCGUGGACUUCAGAGACGCACGGUCAGCCGCGUGCUGUAGUCUUUUAAUGUUCCUGAACCACUGAUCACAGGUUGGUGUGACAAGAGAAAUGACGUAGUGUGAGUGGGAGAAAAGGAAAAUAACAGUAAAAAAAAACAGCCUCUUGUACAUGACACUGCAUGAUCAUUGUAUCCGAUGGAGUAAACUUUACAUUAUCCUACAAUAUUGCACCUACCUACAGUAUAUUAGUACACGUGGCUGGUUUUAACACCGGCUCUAUCUUCAGUAUGUUGCUCCUGUUUCUAUUUCAAUGUUAAAAGCCAUGUUUGUUUGUAGCACUAAAAUGUCUCUUUUACUGUAACAGAUUGUCGAUUUACCUUGUUAGGUGUUUCUUUUUAUCAAUGCAAGCUUACGCUCCACUGGAUUAUUGACUGAAUUUUGAUUCAACCCAUCACUAGGCAGUGCAGCCACUUUUCCAGGAUAUUUUCUUGAUAAUAGUGUUGGGAUAUAUUAGGAAUCAAUGUGACAUUUGGUUAAAAAAAAAGUUUUAAUUCUAAAAUGUCCAUCUGCUAUUGGCUGCUAUUUUUCCACUGUAAUGGCUCCAGCCGGUGUGUUCUGGCUCUCGCAGCAGUGUGCAGUUGGUUUACUUUUAUGGUUGACCCUCACCCCUGUGUAUAAGUUUCACUUUCAUGGCCACGUCAAGUCAAAUUGUCUUGUUUUUGUGAAGUAAAUUGUUAACGGUUGUCACCUGAAUUUGUAUUACACGACACUGGGACUCUACUGUUAUUCUCUGUGUCUUUCACUGUAGCUGAAAUGUGUCUGUGUGUCUGGUAUUCCCUUGUUUUUCCUUUUUCUAAUCUUUGUACGUUCUUUGUACAUUCAGGAUCAGGUUUGAUUCCUCUGCCCUUUUGCUAGUAUCCUGGUACAGAUAUACUAACCACGACAGUCCUUGACAAUCCAGACACCAACCUUUGUGGAAUGGACCAUGCUACAACUUUAGACACUAUAAAAGGUACCUUAUCUCUGGCCGAACUUUCCAAAUGCAGUCCAACAGAAAAUGUCCCGCGCUGUUCUCUAUUCACUGUGAAAUAUUGAAACACAUUAAAAUGUUUUACAUUUUGUUCGAAAA